AUGAAGAAGAAACUUGAUACUCGUUUUCCUGCUGGUAGGAUUAAGAAAAUUAUGCAAGCUGAUGAAGAUAUAGGGAAGAUUGCUAUGGCUGUGCCUCUUCUAGUUUCGAAAGCACUAGAACUAUUUCUGCAAGAUCUGUGUGAUAAGACAUAUGAUGUAACACUUAGGAGGGGAGCAAAGACUAUGAAUGCUUUUCAUUUAAAACAGUGCGUACAAACUUUUAAUAUAUUUGAUUUUCUGAAAGAUAUUGUGAGCAAGGUUCCUGAUUUAGGUGGUUCUGUUGCAACUGGCGACAACCAAACGGUCACUAAGAGGAGGAAAGUUGCUGAAGAUGAUGAUAAUGACAGCGACGGAGAGACCAAGGGAAAUAAAAUGCCAGAACAUUCACAUAGCAAUGGAAGAGGAAGAGGAAGAGGAAGAGGUAGGGGUAGACGCAGGGGUCGUGGCCGUGGUCGUGGAAAUAAAGCUGUCGAUCAAGAGAUCUGUUCACAUGUCAAAUUUGAAGAAGAUUCCGAAGCCUCAAAACAAAACGGAAGCCACACACAAAGUAAUGAAAGCCCGGAAAGUGUGCCAGAACCCGAGGAAGUUAAGCCGAGGUCACCAGUAAGACAACCCGAGGAAUUAAAGCAGAGUUCACCAGUCAGAAAACCGGUCGUCGUUCGAAAUUUCGAUUUAAAUUUGGAGCCAGACGAGAACAUGGAUUUUUUAUCCGCACCAGCUCCUGUCCCAUCUUGUUCACAGCCUAGAAAAUCAAUUUCUGAAGAAAAGAUUGAGGAAUACCCUGGAUGGUCCUUAUCUGAUAUGGAAAAAAUGGCUAUUGAUCCCAUACAACUAGCCAGCUUAAGUAAUAGGAUUGAUGAAGAUAUGGAAGAUUAUGAUGAAGAAGUGUAG
This is a messenger RNA of Vicia faba (fava bean), 891 nucleotides long. The record is from the annotation of a GenBank genome assembly. NCBI's taxonomy places the organism in Eukaryota, Viridiplantae, Streptophyta, Magnoliopsida, Fabales, Fabaceae.